UAGAUAGUUAUCUAGUGAACUGGAAAUAUACCGAUCAUAAAGUCAUUGUUAAAUGUAAAAAAUCUAUUAAACUUAAUGACAUCAUGACUUUAGAUAAUACGACACUCGCUACAAUUAACAGAAAUAAAGUUUAUAGUGAUAUAAAUUAUCAAGGUGUGAACUAAAGCAUUUACAAGUUGUUAUUUUUUAUAAGUAUUAAAGCUACCAAAUUCAAUCACGUCGAAAAAUUUUUAUAUUUAGUUUACUAAUUAGUUAUUAUUCAUUGAUAUUCUAUUAAAAAAAUGUGAGAACGUUCAAAGUUUAUUUAAAAAGUGAUUUAUUUUGCUGAUUUGCAAUGAAAGUUUGAAUCAUAAAAUUCAUGUGUUUUUUCUAAUGAAAGUUGUUUUUUGAAUUAAGUUACAAAAAUGAUUAGAAUAAUUAUUAUAUCCUCAGUCAUUAUUCUGAUAAUGACAUUCAAAAGUGCAAAUGGAGCCUCACGAAAUAUUGAUGACCUAUGUGUACAGAAUCUUCACCGUGGGUUAGCUAUGGAUAGUAGUUUAUACAUUUCGGUGUGUAAAAAUGUGGAACUAGAAGGCAUACCACGAACUGGAAUGCUGUUACCAUAUAUGUUGAAUCUAAAAAUAAGAUCAAGUACCUUUGAAAUAAAUCUUAAUUUGCGAAAGAAACUCUUUGUAGCUGCUUUAAAUACUCCUAUUGUAAAGGAGUAUUUAAAUGAUAAUCAAGAAGUAAUUGAACACACAAAUAUCUCAAAGAUAAUAGGAAUUCAUUCAGUGGCGUAUUAUUCGGAUAUAAGAAAAAAUGCUGCGAUGGUUGGUCUUUACGACAGCGAUUUGAGAGUGGAAGGCGUUAUCGGAAAAUACACACUUCGUUUUGUGCCAAUUGUUGAUCGCUAUAUAUUGUUCGUAGCAUCAUUCGCUACGGCGCCGAUUUGGAAUCAGAGUAAGAAUGUUCACCCUCCAUAAACAUUUUCAAAAAGAUAAUAAUAAUUUUGAGA
Molecule: messenger RNA, 994 nt
Organism: Cotesia glomerata
Lineage: Eukaryota; Metazoa; Arthropoda; Insecta; Hymenoptera; Braconidae
Exons: 4
Coding region: 405-962 (185 amino acids)
Source: RefSeq, a predicted model, not a curated record